Wasmannia auropunctata (little fire ant) is the source of this 1516-nucleotide messenger RNA. Its product is annotated as dnaJ homolog subfamily B member 13-like. The record is from RefSeq and is a predicted model, not a curated record. Bases 97 to 1386 code for a protein of 429 amino acids. Gene Ontology annotation, cellular component: cytosol. NCBI's taxonomy places the organism in Eukaryota, Metazoa, Arthropoda, Insecta, Hymenoptera, Formicidae. The transcript is spliced from 7 exons. Gene Ontology annotation, molecular function: protein-folding chaperone binding.
AUCAACGAUGGUGAAGGAAAUAAAAGACAUUCGCGGCAAAUAAACGUCAUUUUUCAAAAGAAAUCGGCAUUAUUCUUUGCACCAUUACUUUUCGGCAUGGUUUCUCAAGCUUCGAAGAGUGAUCUGAAUAUAAAUGCGUCACGCGAAAAAUGUGUGUGCGCCCAACAUGGCUUAAACUAUUAUAAAGUUUUGUCGUUGGGGACAAAUUGUGACAAUACGGAAAUUAAGGAAGCAUAUCGACGAUGCGCUAUACGAUACAAUCCCGUCCAGCAAAAGAACCAAGGUGCAGAGGCGAUUUUCGCCUUAGCAGCUGAAGCGUACGACGUGCUCUCGGAUCCUCUUAGAAGGGCCGUGUAUGAUCAAUACGGUGAAGAGGGUCUUAAAAAUGGUGUGCCGAGACCAGAAGGAUUCGUGAAACCUUACGUUUAUCACGGCGAGCCGAUGCAAACCUUUAGAGAAUUCUUUGCGACUGAAAAUCCGUACGACGAUCUUCUAAAUAUUCUAACAGAGCCUCAACCCCUACUUGAAUUUCCCGAGGGUCGGGGUGUAAAGCGGAAGGAAAAGCCCUUGAUUAAAACCCUAUUUCUAACUCUGUCGGAAGUAUUUUUUGGCGGAAUAAAGAAAAUGAAGAUCCAGAAGUUGGUUUUAGUCGGUGACGAUAAGUCGACGACGUUGUCGAUGGAGAAGAUCUUGACGAUACCCAUUAAGCCGGGAAUCCCAGCAGGUACCAGAAUAGUAUUUCCAGAAGAGGGUGAUCAAGGACCUGCGAAGAUACCCGCGGAUGUUAUCUUCGUCACGGAGGAUCGGCCUCACGAAACGUUCCGGCGAGAGGGCUCGGACUUGCACACGACGGUCGAUAUCUUUCUGAGGGAGGCGCUGACCGGAACGGUGAUCACGCUCAACACCGUCGACGACAGAACUCUUCGGAUUCCAAUAACGUCAAUCGUUGCGCCAGGUUACACCAAACGUGUGCCAGGCGAGGGAAUGCCAUUCCCCGCAAAUCCGAAGCAAAAGGGCGAUCUAAUAAUGUGGUUCAACAUCGAGUUUCCAGUUUAUUUGCCGUUGUCCAAUAAGAACUAUAUUAAGAGAGCCUUCGAGGUAUCUCGUACGGGCGUCGAGAAUGCCGAGUACGUUCAUCGCCUGAUAUUGGACAACAAAAUGCGCAGAAAUGUCGACGACGAUGUUCCACUUCGACGUGGAGCGGAUGAUGAAGCGGAUCGAUUGAAAUUCAUAUACAUGGUUUGCGCGCGAAUCCUCCCUUUUGACAUCACAGACCAAAAUAGUCUGACGCUGGUAUCGUUGACCCUUAAAUGCACGACGCGAAUACACCGAUAUCAGCGGACCUGUUGUGACUUCAAAGAGACCGCUUGCUUUGACGCAAUCUAACGGGUGUCUCCAUCUUGCGGGAUCUACUGAUGAUUCAGCGAAAGCCGUCAGUCGGUAGUUCAUGACUUUUCAUGAUUUAUAAUUAUUCUUGGAAAAAUCUAUACGCACGGAGAAAAAAAAUACUGCACAU